Perkinsus marinus ATCC 50983 is the source of this 339-nucleotide messenger RNA. RefSeq lists its product as hypothetical. The record is from RefSeq and is a predicted model, not a curated record. Bases 1 to 339 code for a protein of 112 amino acids. The transcript has 4 exons. NCBI's taxonomy places the organism in Eukaryota, Perkinsozoa, Perkinsida, Perkinsidae.
AUGUCGUCGAUCAGUCGCGUGAUGCUGCGACCGCUAACAUACACUAUUGCGGCUCGAGCAUUCUGUGCAUCUACUGGGGGAGCACCGCAAAACACAGGUCGUCCCCAUCAUCUCGAUUCUUCGACUACGAUAGUCCCUGGCCAGGAGCGUGCGCCGGCUUCCACGGCGACAUUGAAAACUGUGGGGAACAGCUAUAUAGGUCUUGGUAAGUUCGACGGUAUAGGCGACGACCCGAUCAGGCUGGCCCAAGCUAUCGCCUAUCUUGAGGGUGCUAUUGAGGCUGCAGGGAACGACAACUCCACAGAAGCAUUCCAGCUGAAUAGGAGUGUCAACUUGUAA